AUGUCUGCCCUUGACCCGGAGGAACCCUCGCAGCCAAGCCAACAAACAGGCUUGAACCAAGGUCAAAACCCCGCCUCGAAAACCUCAGAAGAACAGUCUACGUCAAAAGAUGCCUCUUCCGUCGAAUCCAAGACCAUCGACCACCGUCAGCCUCACGAUGUACCUCAGAAACAUGGCGACGAAGCGAACUUUGGCUCCAUGGCUGCAGGCGAACGGGGGCCAUUAACGGAGAAGUCACUUCCUGGCUCCGACGCGCAGAAUUACGCCCAGGGCGACAGCAAUUUAGAGGGCGAGCAGAUGCGCAUGCCCGGCGAAGGCGACGUCGCGGACGCUGUGAGAUCAGGUGGCGGGGGCGGGCAUGGAGAGGAACAGAGCCUGACGCAGAAUCUUGACAAGAAGGUCGCGGAGCAUGAGGCGGAGCUGCAUAAGAGAGGGGAGCGGACGGGGAAGGAGAUCGAGGAGGAAGAGAAGGAAGACUGGACGGGGAAGAAGGCCGAUAUUGCAAGUGCGCUGCACGAGGGUAGAGAGGGCCGCGAUGAAGCAAACAGGCCGGCGAUGGUGUUGGCGGCAGAGGAGUAA
Molecule: messenger RNA, 579 nt
Organism: Cladophialophora yegresii CBS 114405
Lineage: Eukaryota; Fungi; Ascomycota; Eurotiomycetes; Chaetothyriales; Herpotrichiellaceae
Exons: 1
Coding region: 1-579 (192 amino acids)
Source: RefSeq, a predicted model, not a curated record